AUGGGUUCGCUCCCCGAAUCAUCCAACGCCGUGCGCGUUCUCAUCCUUGGAGGUUGCUAUGGUGGUCUAUCUGCUGCUGUCAACUUGCUUGAUCUGAGCCAAGGAUACUCUCCCCGCAUGAAUUCUGAGCCAUACAUCCACCAUCCCGAUCUUCCUCGCUUCAACAUCGAUAUCACCAUCGUCGAUGAGAGAGAUGGCUACUACCACUUGAUCGGUUCCCCUUUGGCUCUUGCUGAUUCUAACUUCUCCAAGAAGAACUGGGUCAAGUAUGCUGAUAUCCCUGGCCUCAAGGACCCUAGCAUCAACAUCAUCCAAGGCUCCGUCACCAGUGUUGACCUUGCAACCAAGAAAGCGACCAUCUCUGCUCACCUCACCGAGGAGAAGAGUACCCUUGAGUACGACUACCUCGUCUCUGCUACUGGUCUGCGCCGCGUCUGGCCUGUUGUGCCUCAGUCUAAGACACGAAAGCAAUAUCUCCUUGAAGCCGAGAACCACAUCAACUCUGUCCAUAAUGCUAAGCAUGGCGUCGUGGUCGUUGGUGGAGGCGCUGUUGGUAUCGAGAUGGCUGCAGAGCUGAAAAUGGUGAAGCCUCACCUCAGAGUGACUCUCGUUCACUCGCGUGACAAGCUCCUUUCUUCAGAAGGUCUUCCUGAUGAGACCAAGGAUGUUGCUCUUCAGUUGCUCCUCGAGGCUGGUGUUGAGGUUCUCAUGAGCCACCGUCUAGCUACAAAUAACAAGGUCGAGACGACUGACGGGAGUGAGAAGUAUGAGAUUGAGUUCACCAACGGCUAUAAGAUGUUCGCAAGCGAGGUUAUCAUGGCCAUUUCCAGGAGUGUUCCGACCUCAACAUACUUGCCAACCUCUGCCCUCGAUGCAGACGGUCUCGUCAAGAUCAAGCCCAAUCUGCAGUUCCAGGACGGCACACCCAACGCCGAGUCGCACUAUGCUGCUGGCGAUAUCACCAACUGGCCCGGUAUCAAGCGAUGUGGCGGUGCUAUGCAUCACGGCCACUACGUAGCACAGAACAUCCAUCAAAGCAUCCUCAGCCAACGAGCAGGCCACACCCCAGAGUUCAAGGAGCUUGUGGUCUACCCUCCUGUGAUUGGACUCGCAGUCGGAAAGAAGGCUGUAGCAUCGAGCCCUGAUACAGGCACAGUUUAUGGCGAAGAAGUUGCUCAGUCUUGCUUCCGAGAUGAUCUUGGUUGGACGAUUUGCUGGAACUACAUGCAGCUCGGUGGCCGCAAGACUGACGAGGCUAAGGCCUAA
This is a messenger RNA of Fusarium mangiferae, 1266 nucleotides long. Its product is annotated as related to pyridine nucleotide-disulfide oxidoreductase AMID-like. The record is from RefSeq and is a predicted model, not a curated record. The transcript is spliced from 4 exons. NCBI's taxonomy places the organism in Eukaryota, Fungi, Ascomycota, Sordariomycetes, Hypocreales, Nectriaceae. Gene Ontology annotation, cellular component: cytoplasm. The coding region runs from base 1 to 1266 and encodes 421 amino acids. Gene Ontology annotation, molecular function: electron-transferring-flavoprotein dehydrogenase activity; flavin adenine dinucleotide binding.